GUUCUGUGAGUCUCAAAAUUCCUGAAUCCUGAAAGGAAGAAUAACUCCCUGCCUCGCUUUGGUUGGUCAAAAAGAUGGCGACAGUCUCGAGAUGGGAAGAGAUACUUUGGCGAUUUUGACGCUGUUUCUCAAGUUUAGGCAACUUGCAAUAGCUUUUUAACGACCCAGUCAUGUAACCAAAGUAUUGAUUAGAAGUACAUCCCGUCUGAGCAGCGAGGCAAUAUAUUGCUUGACGGUUCUACAGAUGCAACCACUAACAAGUGCGAACAAGACUUUAAAAACCACAACUUUCUUCUCAGCAAAUGCCGCGAUUCAAAUCCAAGACAAUUAAGCUAAGAGUCCAGUGCCAUACCUGAUCUUUUAAGUAAAGAAAGGUGUUAAGGCAAGGUGGGGCUGUCAAAGCCUACAUGAAGACCAGCCCACCAAAAGUUACCUAGGUUGUGAACAACUGGUAUCUAUAUUGAUGAAAACAUCUGACAGUGAAACUACAAUAGAUUGAAAAACCCAAGAUGAAAUUUGCCUUCUUGAACUAAAAGGUUCAAUAUUACAUAUCAUGAUGCGUCUGUACCCGAGGCGCAUUUUGCGCUCUGUUCUAAUGGUAGCCAUGUUUGUUUUUGUUAUGCUGAAUUUACACAUUCUACUGACGUCUCAGCCAGAUCAACUCGGCAGAGCAAAUAAUCGUCUUUACCAUGGUUACGGACAUUAUCCUGAUGACACUCAUGUUCAGUUUCGGCAGGAGACGCAACCAAUUGAUCCUCAAAGUAUAGAAAUCCUUUCAACUCGUAAACUAGUUAUCCCCCCUGUUGAAGGCUUUUCAACUAGUUCUAAAAAAGACUCCAUACACAAGAAUAUUGAUGUGAACAAUGUGACGUUUAUAAUGGAGGAGGUUCACCGAUUAAACAAAUUACAACAUAUUCAGAAUUUGCCCAAAUUUGGCCUUAAAUUAGACAGUGAAAGUACUGUGAUAGUCGUACAAGUUCACGAUCGUGUAGAGUAUUUAAAGAUUUUAUUGCAAUCAUUACGUAAAGUUCGGAAUAUCCAGAAUGCUUUGUUAAUUAUUAGUCAUGAUGUUUAUUCUAAAGAACUGAAUGAUGUGGUUGAAACUGUUGAUUUCUGUCCUGUGAUGCAAAUUUUUUUCCCAGAUUCGCAACAAAUAUAUUUUAAUGUAUUUCCUGGUACGGAUCCAAGAGAUUGUCCUCGAAAUAUGAAAAAAGAUAUGGCCAUUAAGGCAAAAUGUUUAAAUGCCUUACAUCCCGAUAAAUAUGGUCAUUAUCGUGAACCAAAAUAUUGCCAGGCCAAACAUCACUGGAUAUGGAAGUUAAAUCAUGUGUUUGAGAAGAUAAAAGUAUUAGAUGAAUAUCAAGGAAUGGUUUUAUUAUUAGAAGAAGAUUAUUAUGUAACAGAAGAUGUUUUAACUAUUCUACAAAUGCUUCAAAAUAUACAAAAACGUGAUUGUAAAGAUUGUCAGAUGUUAGUCAUUGGGAAUUAUGAUAAAGUUCAAAAUUAUCAACUUAACUCAGGAAAAGUGGAGAAAUCAUUUUGGAUUUCUUCUAAGCACAACAUGGGAAUGGUUUUUACCAGAAAACUGUGGGAUCAAAUAAAAAAAUGUCAAAAGGAAUUUUGUUACCAUGAUGAUUAUAAUUGGGACUGGACUAUUCAGCAUCUUAGUAUGAAAUGUAUACCUGGAAGAAUUCAGUGUUUACGACUAAAAGCUACUAGAAUAUUUCACAUAGGAGAAUGUGGUAUUCAUCAUAAAGGGAAAAGUUGUAACCCAGGAGAAAAAAUUAAAAAGACAGAGGACUUAUUGUUUAAAAAUAAAAAUCACAUGUUUCCUAAUAUAUUAUCAGUGGUCGGUCAGUCACGAUUUAAAUUAAGGGAUCCAAAAGCCAAUGGAGGCUGGGGUGAUGUGAGAGAUCAAGAACUAUGUUUGAAAUUUUUUAAUACCACAGCUAGCUGAUCAAUAAUUUAGUUAUUUUAACUCGUGACAAGUAUUUUGUGUACCAAAACCUGCAUGUGAAACAAUUACUGGCAAGGUUAUCUGUACCACUUGUGGUGUGCCUAUAUCUAAACUUUGGGGUUUUAUCCGUUAAUAAUAAAUAGUUGCAGCUUUGGUAAAGAAGAUGAUUUUGCUUUAAUACAUAUUUAACUUAGUACUGAUAUUGAAAAUGUGAUGUCCCUUUAAUUUUCUGUAGUAACAUAUUAAGUUAGCCACCCCCAAGAAGAAAGCAAACAUUGUCUGCAGCAUAAAAUUACAGUCAUUGAACAAGUAUCGUCUGAAAUAUGAAAGGACUGAUGCAACCUGGGAUAGGUUGAUAUUUAAAAGUUUCAACUGAAGAAUAAAAAUGUGAGGAGAUUUCUACGAUAUGGACAUAUUAGCACUUUUGCUAAUAAUAUAUACAUAGUAUUCUAAUUUUGACAUGCUUUAAACCCACUAUGAGCACACCAGUUGUUCAAUCGCUUUUGUUAGCAAUUUAUAUUUAGAAAUAAAGUCAUUCUAGAAUAGAAAAGGAAGUUUAAUCAAGGUAUAAAAUAAUUAUAGAUAGAUAAUCAAUGGCUGCUAACGCCUGUGUUUUAGUGCUUUAUUGUCUCCUUGGCAACAAAAGUAGCCGAGUAACAUGGUUUAUAAAACCUGGACGGAGGCUUUAAUAUUUGACACUGUGUAUGAUAAAUAGUCUUAAGAUAUGUUUGAAAAAUUCCUUGUUUUUUUCAGGGAAUUUUGACUUUGACUCUUAUUUACUGUUCAUGAAAACUUAAUCAAUUCUUCUAGGAAUUUUUCAAUUUCUUUAAUAGAAAGUUGAUUUAUUUUACUUAAAAAGUGAUAAGAAUUGUAAGUAUAUUUGGUUGCUUGGUAAAUUGUGCAUUUAUAUGUGGAGUGAAGCAGUUGUGGAAAUUGCAAUCUUCUGGGCAAUCCUCAACAGUGUUUAAUUGAGGUUUUGUUAUAUAUUUUAUUUACAAUGUAUUUGAAAAUGAAUGAAAAUAACUGGAUUAUUAUAGGUUGCCUUACUGUUUUUAAGUAUUACAUGUUGAUGAACAAUCAACAAAAAGAAGAAGAAUAAAUGUUUUUAAGCACAAAAUAAAGAACAAAUUGUAAGAGAAUAAUUAUUAUUAAAAAAGAAUUCAUUAUAUACCCAUGUACUGGUACGUACAUGCCCUUGUUUAUAUUAUAUAUAAAGAAAAAAGUAUUAAUAAUAAUGAGUAUUUAACUAACAGAUUUUUUAUAUUGAUAAACAAUUUAUUUAUAUGUUUUAAGCAGAAAUUAUUAAUAGACUGAAAAAUGAAUGGUCAUGUGCCCUGUUUUACCAGAUUUUAUUGCCCAUUCUCAUUGAUGUUAUAAGACAAUAGACAGAAUAAUUUGCUUCAGAGCUGAAUAUUCAAAAUGUCUGCCAUUGGAAUUAUACUAUAGAUUAUUUCUACUGCAAGAGACAGCCUGGAACAUGUAUGCAAAUAUAUACUGAUACUAGUUUUACAUACAUUCUCAACUUCUGACAUCCUCAAAUAGAAAUUUAUUAUCCAUGUUCACUUCUGCUUCAUUGAGAAAUACAGGGAAAUGCCAAGUUAGUACUUGUGUUACUAUUUAUAGGUACAUGUACACUGUAUUGAUUCAAUCAACAGAUUAAAAUUUGUCCUGAUCAUCCAAUGUACACAAUCAUAAUGUAAUCUGAAAGACUGGACUUAUGGGUAUUGAUAUGUUAAACAGUUGAUAAUGUAGUAUGAAUCUGAUAUAUGUAUAAUCUUAAGAAUACAUGUUCCUGGCUGUCAACAUCGUGAUCAUUUGUAUGUUGGUAUAUUUGAACAUGUGGAAUGUGGGUUUAUACAUUGAUAUGUCAUUCAUUUAAUUUCACUGAUGUAAAUCACUAUUUAAAUUUGUAUUGUAAAUCCUUAACUCAUUGAUUGGGGUUACACUAAAAUAGAACAUAUCAGCUUUAUUGAAUCUUACUUCGCAAAAGCAGACCAUCAAAAUGUUUGUUUUUUUUAAAUACAUCUAUCUGUAUUAUAUACCUGUAGAACUGAAAUAAUUUGAACAAAAGGUUCUAGCAAGCGCCUUCUCAUAAAAUAUUCUUUAAUUAGUCAAGAAAAAAAAAUGUGAGCUUUGAUCAGUUUGUCGUUAUUUAGAUUAGAUUGUAUAUAGACAUAGUUUAUGUAAUGAUAAUGUGCCAAAAUGUUGUUAAUGAUAAAAUUUGUUAUAAAUGAUCUACUGAAAAUCUCUGCUUCCUCAACCAGACAUUGGCUACUCUGGAAGCAUGCCAUGGAUUCAAUCUUCUGCUAUAGAUUGGCUUCAGUCCACCGAUUAACAAAAGAUCAUUUGUAUGAUAUCUAUUUUUGCACUAAAUUAUAAAAAUUGUGUUAGUUUAGUUUUUAACAUUGAAUAUAGAUCGUUUUAUGUGUUUAUAAAUACAAUCAUGUUGUCGUCUCAGUAAUCUUAAUAGAAACUCUAAUUGAAAACACAACAUAUCAUCUCUGCCACAAACAUUCAAACUAAGUAACUGUUCAAAUUUGAUCUGUUUAUUCUGUUGGCUUGAGUAUGAUGAAAAUAGGCAAGCUGUGAAAAUUUGAGUGUAUUAACCAUAAAUACUGGAUGUACCUCACCUAAAAGCAGGGAGGAGUCAAACCUAUAAAUAUUGUUACAAGUCGAUGUGCUCUCAUACUGGGGGAGGGGGGUUUAGUGUCCAUCUGAUUGAACAUGUGCAGUUAUUAGAUCAUAGGGUCUGUCGUUGAGUCAAGUGGCGUGGUUUCUAGUUGGGUCCCCGGUUGAACCGUGUGGGUUUUCUACAGGUCCUCCCACAGCUAAAGGCCCUUACAUGCAAUCAAAUUAUUGAAAUAAAAUUGAACCAUGUGUUAGUCUCAAAAUGACCUUGUUUGUGUUGAGUGGAUGUUACACCCUCUCUCUCUCUCUCUCUCUCACACUCUCCUUCACUGGUAAUCAAUUUUCAGAAGUUUUCUGGUAACCAACUGACCAAUUGAAGAUGUCUCGUGUUAAUUAUAUAUUAUGGCACUGUUCUUUACAUAUGCACUUGACUUGGGCCACAUCAUUUUAUAUUUUAGUUGUUUGGGAUUAAUUAUGAAAAUUUCACUAUUUCUUUGAAACAAAUUAUUUACUCUAAAUUUUAAAGUUCUGGAAAUUAAGAAAAAAAACCAAAACAGGCAUCCCCAAUUAUCUAGAUUCUGAAGAAAUAGAAAUCAAAUUGGUUUGGCCUUAUCUACAGUUUUACCUAAAUACUAUUUGGAGAUGUAUAUAUGUAGUUCAGUUUUAUAUUUCAAACAAUUUUAAAUAAUGAAAGAAAAAGCAUUUUAGUAGACUUCGUUCCAAAUGCUCUAUAUUUAGCUGUGAGUCUUAAGAUUGUGAUUUUAAAUUGUUUAGCUAUUUGUUAUUUUAGAAUUACAAUAGUGGAAAGUCUUCAAUUAUUUGAUAUCAUAAAGUAAAUAAAGUAUGACUUCAGCUGUAAGUAUAAAACCUUACUUCAAGUAAAGAAGUAUUGGCAUUAUAUUGAUAACGUUUACACUCUAGUCAUCAGAUACAAUGUACAAAAAAUUUAUAGAAACGGUAUUGUUUUUCUGUUCUUGUUUAGGACCCCAACCUUAAAUUCUUGCCCUAAAAUAAUUUGAUUGGGGCUCAGAAAUCCUUAUAUUUUAAAUGUGUUUGUGUUUUGUAUACAUCUUUCUGUUUACAUCUGUAUUUAUUUUUUAAUUGUUUUUUUUAAAUACUGUAAUUAACAACAUCCCAAAACUUACAAUUUUAAACAAAAUUUGGAACAAAUAAUUGUUGUUUUUGAUUAAAAUAAAUAAAACUACUAAACUGGGAA
Messenger RNA from Patella vulgata (common limpet), 5801 nucleotides. RefSeq names its product alpha-1,6-mannosyl-glycoprotein 2-beta-N-acetylglucosaminyltransferase. Gene Ontology annotation, biological process: protein N-linked glycosylation; oligosaccharide biosynthetic process. Gene Ontology annotation, molecular function: alpha-1,6-mannosylglycoprotein 2-beta-N-acetylglucosaminyltransferase activity. The record is from RefSeq and is a predicted model, not a curated record. The transcript has 10 exons. Lineage: Eukaryota; Metazoa; Mollusca; Gastropoda; Patellidae. The coding region runs from base 554 to 1957 and encodes 467 amino acids. Gene Ontology annotation, cellular component: Golgi stack; Golgi membrane.